UAAUGUCUGGACACGGCACAGUGACGUCAUAUGUACGCGACAGCAUUGAAACCGCUUGUCCUUCGUGUUUUACAGAAACCUUUUAAAACCUCUUCAGACAAACACAAAACAGAAACAGAAACAUGUCUAACGCCAUGAACUUCGGCUCGAAGAGCUUCAAACCUCGAGCUCCGGAUAAAGGCGCCUUCCCUCUGGAUCAUUUCGGAGAGUGUAAAGUCUUCAAAGAGACCUUUAUGAAAUGCCUGAGAGAAAACAACUUUGACAACUCCAUGUGCCGACUGCAGUCAAAAGACUACCUGGAAUGCCGCAUGAACAAUCAGCUGAUGGCCAAAGAACCUCUGGAGAAACUGGGUUUCAAGGACCUGAUAGACCCUCCUCCCAGCCAGGCAGACAGAGACACCAAACCCUGACCUGCUGCGCUCCAACAGCUGUUAGAAAUGUCAAAGAUGUCAACAGAAGUCCUACAAAAGCAUCGUAAAGACAAAGACUGCUGUGAGGGUGAAGCUCACUAGAGUGGCUCCAAAGACUAUGAGGACGUGGGCCUGCAAGGGGACAUUGUGGUUUGCAUCGAUGCCUUCAAUGGAGAACAAGUCCAACAAUCUUUUGUGUACAUAAGAUAAAGUGUAUAAUUUAUUGAGAUGAUAUUUUGACCUGUCAAUAAAUAUUUUGUAUUUAAACUAAACUGU
Molecule: messenger RNA, 686 nt
Organism: Centropristis striata (black sea bass)
Lineage: Eukaryota; Metazoa; Chordata; Actinopteri; Perciformes; Serranidae
Gene: cox19
Product: cytochrome c oxidase assembly protein COX19
Exons: 3
Coding region: 123-410 (95 amino acids)
Biological process (GO): mitochondrial respiratory chain complex IV assembly
Cellular component (GO): mitochondrial intermembrane space
Source: RefSeq, a predicted model, not a curated record